Molecule: messenger RNA, 3325 nt
Organism: Tetranychus urticae (two-spotted spider mite)
Lineage: Eukaryota; Metazoa; Arthropoda; Arachnida; Trombidiformes; Tetranychidae
Source: RefSeq, a predicted model, not a curated record
ACUCGUUAACCAUCAACAAGCGCAACCAUGAAAAUUAGGGAUAAACAACGAUGGUUAUCCAACCAAAUGUCUUGGUUAACCAGAAACAUUAACCUAAUUUUUACCUUUGUUUUAUUGUUUUCAAUUUUACCCAAUUGUUCCCAUGGAUUUAAAUACAUUGCUUUAGCUUCGACAACAUCAAAAGUUAAUGCUACUUCACCAGAGAUUCAGUUUCAUGUGAAUAAUGUUACCCUUACGGAUAAUACAAUUUCGGACAAUGAUUCAGAGGAAGGACAUGCAAAGGUUGUUAAAACAAUCUCAUCUUUACUGGCUGAAUCGUUGAACAAAAGUAUUGGCCACUUUCAAUAUAUCCAAGAAAAUCGAGACUCAACAUCAUCAGAAAGACAAUUAAGAUUAUCAUUGACCACAACAACGUCCACAUUAACGGGGCCAGAUGAAGGAAAUGCAAAUAACCAUAAAGAGCCUUGUACAGAGUCAAGACGUUCCGAUGAUACCUUGGAGGAUGAUGGCAACUCGGAUGAAUCAAAAUCAGUUAUUUUGGGUAAUUCAGCUAACGGUUUAAAUGACUCAAUUAUAUCAGUUACAUUGACCAGUAAAACGGUUUCAGAUGGAUUACAAGAUGAUAAAACCGGACCGACUACCAUUAAUCCAUCUAAUCUGGUUACUCGGGUCACUGGCUCUUCAAUAUUAACUGAUAAACUUGCAACAGUUUAUUAUGGUGAUCAAGAUGAAGAUGAUACUUCAAAUGAUUCAGGGGAUAUUCAGAAGAUGAAUAAUGGUGAUGGAAUGAAUUUGAGAAAGUAUUUUAAACCAAUAACUACAACAUUACCACCAGAACCAUCACCAGUUUAUCAACCCGAAGAAGCUGUUAAAGUUGUCCCAAUAGGACAAAAUAAUGCAAAUCAAAAUGUUAAUGAAAGAAAGGAUAAAAACAAUGGAACCCAAUUUAUCUGCAUCAAAGUAAUCAAUGGAAAGCUAACUUAUCCAUCAAUGGCCAAAUUGGUUUAUCCCCAAUUGAAGGAAACAUCUCUGGUUAUGCCCACUGUACCCAAAAUCCCGUUGUCAUAUUUGUCUUUUAAAAAAUAUCUCACCAAUGACAGUUACAAUGAUUCCAGUACUGAAUCAAUAUUUAAUGGAACAAAUGAUUCUGUAAUUGAGUUGAAUGAGGAAACCAAAUCAACUAAACAACCCAAUUCAUUUGGUAUAUCUGGAAGGCAACCUAAACAUUAUGUCCAACGUUACUAUCCUGUUAAUUUAUACUCUCUUGAUUCAAUUCAAAAGAAAAAUGUUUCUUAUACUUUGAAAUCAAGUCUUUCAUUUGAUCCUGGGGAUAAUGAAACACAUUAUUUAAAUAAUCGACGGCGAUCAAGUGUAACAGCAAACAAUGAUGCUACAACCGAGACAACAGCAAAUAUUACCACAACUACACCAACAAUUGAUCCACUGGUCAGUGAAAAAUCAACUGAUUUAAACACAUUCAGCCGUGUUGAUAGUGAUAAAAUCAAAUAUAAACCAAUUACCUAUAAAACAACUGUUAUUAUACCUAAGAUAACGACAACAACAGUAUCUUUAUCCACAAAUUAUCCUAAAUCAUCAUCGGCUGAGCCUAUGACUUUAACGACUACAACUCCGUUGCCUUCAAGUACUGAGAUGUCAAGUAUUCAUUCAUCUAACAAGAUUAUACACGAAUUUAAGGAUAAAAAAGAUUCAAAGUAUGAAACUAACAAGAAGAAACAUGAUAAAGAAUCUGUCAAAUCCAAUAAGAAGAGUGAUAAAUCUACCAAGAAAGAAAUUCAAAUGAUGAAUUCAGGAAGUUCAAUAUCAUCUCAAAGAUUGGUUUCAAGUAGAUUACGUUUUCCUGACUCUAAUAGUGCCAACAUUCAACCAAAACCAACACCAAUAGAUACAUCGUUUGAUUCAUUUGAGAUACCAUCAGAGGAACCAAUCAUAAUUCCUAAUUCAAUGAUAAGACCACCGUUUGGGUUGACAACAAUUGUACCAAAUGGUUUACAGCAUCAGGUCUCAGCAUCUAAUCCAAAUCCAUUUCAGUCUCAUCACCAUUAUAAUAAUGUUAAUCUUCAUCAGAAAAAAUACCAACAAUUAUCCACUCCUAUCACAGUAAAUCAACAUUCCUUGGUCCCAGAAGUUUAUCAAAGCAGUACUAUAAUGCCAAAUGAGUUGACUGAUAAUCCAUUGAUUAGUCUAAUGAAUCCAUCAAUUGGUUCAUCAUAUCGAGGUUUAGCAUCCAAACUUAAAUCAGCCAUUAAUUUUUCACCAAAACAACAGCAAAUGUAUCCUAAUCAACAGAGUCAUUACCAAAAUUCAUACUCUUUUGUACCUUCGUCUAAUCAGAUGAAUUUUGGUUACAAUGGAUACGAUCAAUCUGGCCUGGAAUCAGUUUAUAAAUUGAAUCCUCAUUCAACCACGAAUGAUAUGGUUUAUUACGAUCCACGAUUAAAUUAUAAACCAGAAGUCAGUUUAAUGACACCUUAUUUACCCAACCUUCAAGGAUCAUAUGUCAGACAACCAGCUUCCAAGUUUCUGCGACAAUACCAGGCUUUAGUCACUAGUGCUUCAUCGAUGGUCCAACGUAAUCCAUCCCAAUCAAUUCAAUUUAAUCACAAUCCUUCCCAACUGGCGCGUCAACCAACACAAUUACAACACAAUCGUCAACAAUUAAUACCUCCAACAAACUUUUAUCCAGUUUUCCAACCAAUUCAGAGUCUUUCUCUGAAUCCACAGACAUUUCAAGAUCCUCAUGAAAUUCAUCAACACUCCAAUUAUUAUCACCAACAACAAGAUUUAAGACCAAAAGUUUCUACCUCCAUUCAUCAUAAAUUAAAACCAGAACAUAUUAAUCUUCUUGAACAAGGAGACUCUUCAUCUAUAACUUCUGUAAGCAGAGCUUCCGUUGCAAGUGGAAGUAAAUUAUCUUCAUCGUUACCGUCAUCUCAAGGAUCAACGACUGAUGAUAAACAGUUGAGUAAAUCUUCUCGUAAAAAUCGAUCUAAAACUGGAUCAACAUUUCGAAGCCGUAAUUCCAGAACAAAAAGCAAACGAAAAAGUAAACAAAAUAACCUUUCAGGAAAUUCAUCAUUACCUUCAAAAUCACCAAAAUCAUUAUCAACAUCAACAUCUUUAUCAAUUGAAACAUUCCAAAAAAGUUCACCAAAGACUCUAUCUAAUCCUUGUUCAUCAUCCGAUUCAACAAAUUGUCAAUCCUUGGGAGGUUUACUGUUUAGUCCAAGUCGAUCUGUUAAAUUUGAAUUGCGAGAUGCUUUGUCCUAAAACGAUUAAAUAAGGAUAAUUAAAUGAAUGGUGACCA